This is a messenger RNA of Zootermopsis nevadensis, 733 nucleotides long. The record is from RefSeq and is a predicted model, not a curated record. Lineage: Eukaryota; Metazoa; Arthropoda; Insecta; Blattodea; Termopsidae.
GUUACCUCUCAUUUUAUAGGCAAUGGAAUUAGCUGUACAGGCCACACAAGCUUGUAAUUUCAAGGACUGGUGGUGGAAAGUGCAACUUGGCAAAUGCUACUUCACUCUGGGCUUAAUCCGUGACGCAGAGCAACAGUUUCGUUCGGCACUAAAGCAGCACCAGGCGGUGGAGAUAUUCCUUCGCUUGGCUCGUGUUUAUAUCCGCCUGGACCAGCCGCUUUCGGCUUUGGACGCGUGUAAGACGGGGCUGGAAUACUUCCAAGGGGAGGUGACGCUGACAACGGAGAUGGCGAGGCUGUUCGAGGGACUUAACAACAUCCCGACUUCCAUUAAGUACUACCGAGAUAUCCUGAAGGAGGACUCGACGCAUGUGGAAGCCAUUGCGUGUAUAGGAAUGCAACACUUUUAUACAGACCAGCCCGAGAUUUCACUUAGAUUUUACAGGAGACUGCUACAGAUGGGAAUCUACAAUGCAGAGCUCUUUAACAAUCUGGGGCUGUGCUGCUUCUAUGCGCAACAGUACGACAUGACAGUGACAUGUUUUGAGCAGGCCCUCAGUCUUGCCGCUGAUGAGGCAGUUGCUGAUGUGUGGUACAACGUUGCACAUGUGGCCAUUGUAAGUUUACUGUACUCUGUACGCUGUCGCAAGCCGCGUGGCUGCGUAGAUUUUUUCGUAGGUCACUUAAUGAAUCGCCAACUACUCGGACUAAAUUGUUGAAUGGUUUAAUGGGAU